AUGCGCGUCGUGAAGAAUCGCGAGGAAGAUCGAACGCUAUUAACCCAGCUCGCUUUGAGCCUCGGCUUUGAAGAGACUUGUUCCAAACUACACGACAAUUGUCUGAGCGAAAUUCGCGCCGACCCGCGCGCGGGAACGAGGAAGAUGACGAACGGACGAAUGAAUGCAUCGAUGAACGCGGGAGAUGAGACGGGAUGA
Ostreococcus lucimarinus CCE9901 is the source of this 198-nucleotide messenger RNA. RefSeq lists its product with no specific name. Lineage: Eukaryota; Viridiplantae; Chlorophyta; Mamiellophyceae; Mamiellales; Bathycoccaceae. The transcript has a single exon. The coding region runs from base 1 to 198 and encodes 65 amino acids. The record is from RefSeq and is a predicted model, not a curated record.